Fopius arisanus is the source of this 2051-nucleotide messenger RNA. Its product is annotated as Monocarboxylate transporter 7. The coding region runs from base 149 to 1990 and encodes 613 amino acids. Gene Ontology annotation, cellular component: membrane. The record is from RefSeq and is a predicted model, not a curated record. Gene Ontology annotation, biological process: transmembrane transport. NCBI's taxonomy places the organism in Eukaryota, Metazoa, Arthropoda, Insecta, Hymenoptera, Braconidae. The transcript has 9 exons. Gene Ontology annotation, molecular function: monocarboxylic acid transmembrane transporter activity.
CCAUCACACUCGCCACGGGGAUCGUUCAUGAAACUUAGACAGUUAUUCAUUAUCAGUUUAUAUCUGUUUACUCAAAGUGGUAGAAAUCAGAGUCUUUAACAAUUUUUAUUUUGCCAAUAGUUCAGAAAAAAAAAUUCUCCCCGUGAAUAUGGUAGAACCAUCAUCAGCUAGUGAUGAAAAAGAGAUCAAUAAGAAAAACGAGAGAGCAGAACUCAGACUACAUGAAACUGCGUAUUUUGACAGCGAUGAUGACGACAAGUUGACACUCGAGGAUUUGGCACCCGACGGGGGCUGGGGGUGGAUGGUGGCUCUAGCAAUGAUUCUCGUUCUCGUAACGAUUUUCGGCGCAACUCCUUGUUUUGCAAUUAUAUUUGGAGAGUUUUUCGAGGCGACUGGACAAGGUGGCUCGAUGAUGACACUUCUGAAUUCAGUCUUCAUGAUUAGUUAUUCUUUAUCAGGGCUCUUGACGAAUGUUUUGCUGAAGAAAUACUCGAUGAGAGGUGUUGGGGUAGCUGGCGCUGUAUUGUUCUCCGUACCCAAUGUCAUGUUGGCAUUUGUCACUCAUGUUUAUGAAAUGGCUAUCAUUUCUUUCAUCCAAGGAGCUGGCGCUGGAUUUGUCUACACAAUCCUCAAUGCCAAUUUUUACGCGUAUUUUGUCAAAAAGAGGGCCAUUGUAAUGAGCGCUGCGCAAGUGAUUGUUGGUAUCGGAUCGAUUGUAUAUCCAAUUUGGAUCGCACAAAUGAUGGAAACGUACGGAUUUCGAGGAACUGCUGCUCUUGUUGGCGCGAUGAGUCUUAAUGGAAUCAUGGGGAUGAUGUUGAUGCAUCCUGUUCAGUGGCACUUGCGGGAUCCUGAAGAGGUGCGCGAGGAGAGGCGAAAAAUGAGAGCGGAAAAAUUGUCCCAGGAUUCAGGUCUCAGUGACAUGUUCAAUCAUGUAGGUGUGAAGGAUCGGAGAUUUACACUUGGGGAUAUCAACUUGAGUUUAGAAACUGGUCGAUGGAACAGUUUAGAGAAUUUCAGGUGCAAGAAAUCGGGGCUAGUUCAUUCAUCGAUCCUAAUCGAAUCUCAAAAGGAACAGGCAGAGAGAACAUACUCCGCUGGAGACGGUGGACUGUUCCGUCCAAGAUCGAAAUCUGGUUCAGGCAGACCGAAGCUUCCACUUCAGCAAACAUUCUCAAUAACUUCGGCUUCCAGCAUUGGAAGCAUUGCAGGUGCUCUAGUAGGAGCUCAACAGCGUAUGGAAUAUUUACCAAAGCACGUAAACGGCCACGAUGGAAAGACGGAGCAAAAACUGGAGGAGCAAAAGGAUUUGAUUACAAAGGAGACGAGUCUGGAUAAAAUGAAAAACGAUGAAUUUUCGACGAUGAAAAUUCUGUCAGAUCUGCUUGAGCUGUCACUCCUGAAAGACCGACAAUUCAUGAUUAUGAGUUUGGGCAUGAGUUUUGUAUUCGUAAGUGAUUACACAUUCUCCUCGUUACUCACUCUGGCUAUGUUGGAGAGUGGAUACACUACCAAUGACACAUCUAUGACGAUUACCGUAGGAGCCACUGCUGAACUAGUAUCUAGGAUAUUUCUAGUUGUAUUCACUUUAUUCGUGAAGGCUCGAGCUAAGACGCUAUUUUUCUUUGCAACUAUCGCUAUGGCUGGGGUCAAAAUUGCAUUUUUCUACCUCGAAAGUUCCCUAACUGGGAUAAUGGUAUCAUCCGUAUUGAUAGGAAUUGUCCGAUCAUGGCUGAGUGUUCCACAGCCCUUAGUAGUCGUCGAGAAUCAUCCUGUGGAAAAAUAUGCCGCAUGUUACGGUAUAUACUCGUUAGUCAGUGGAUUCAUUAUCAUUACUGCUGGUCCUUUCCUGGGUCUAGUCAAAGACGUGACAGGUAGCUUCAAAGUAUGCCAGCUGUUCUUGAUCGCCACGAAUUGUCUCCUCAUUCUCCCCUGGGGGUUAGAGAUGGUGAGGAAAUUUUGGAAGAGGAAAUCGACACCGGAAAAAUAAACGAAUGACUUGCAGUAGUAUUGACGUACAAUAAUAAGUGUAUUUAUUAAAUAAAAUCGUA